AUGGCUUCCCACACUCCACACGAAACCGACCGGUUACUAGGAAAUGAUGCCGAUUCUGAUACUCCACCCCAGAAAUAUCGUCGCCACAGACUUAUCAACCAUCUUACCUCGGACAUAAAUCCUAAUCAUGGCGACCUUAUUCUUCUGUUUUGCUACGUGAUCACUGGGCUACUCGACAGCUCCGCCGUCUUUGUCUGGGGCUCUUUCGUGAGCAUGCAGACCGGUAACACUGUCUACCUAGGGCUCGGUCUCAUGGGAGCCGAUGAGAGCACUCGCUGGCUUAGAGCAUUAACCUCAAUCGCCAGUUUCUGUGUGGGAUCCUUCUGCUUUGCCUCUUUUCACCGACGGUUCUCUCCUCGGAGGCGCUGGGUGCUCUGUCUUUCAUUUACCAUCCAAAUGCUCUGCGUAGCCACGGCUGCUACGAUUGUAACCACCCACCAAACUUCUAGAGACUCCCCUCUAACCUGGAAGGUGGUUGUUCCAUUGAUGUUGGUCGCGUUUCAGAGCAGUGGUCAAGCAGUGACGAGUCGCGCCCUGCAGCUCAAUGGUCUCACUAGUGUGGUGUUGACAAGUGUGUAUUGCGACUUAUUCUCCAGCCCGGAGCUUCCCCCUUUGUCGAUGGUACAUGGAGUGGAAAACAGGCGACGUGGCGGGGCAGUGGUAUGUCUUCUGCUUGGGACGAUGCUGGGAGGUCUGUGGGCCAAGAGCCCGGUUGGACUAAUGGGGGCGUUUUGGACCGCAGUUUUGUGCAAGGCUUGUAUUGCUGUUGCCUGGCUGGUUUGGCGGGGGCAACCAAUGGAGAACAUGGAGGAUGACGGGCUGGACCAAUGA
This is a messenger RNA of Aspergillus bombycis, 831 nucleotides long. Its product is annotated as YoaK family protein. Lineage: Eukaryota; Fungi; Ascomycota; Eurotiomycetes; Eurotiales; Aspergillaceae. The transcript has a single exon. The coding region runs from base 1 to 831 and encodes 276 amino acids. The record is from RefSeq and is a predicted model, not a curated record.